UAGGGUUACAGUCCAUUUAUGGGAGCAGCCGAGGGCAGAUAUCAGUGUCGAUGCCAUUCGUUCCCAGCUAUUCUUAGGAGCCUCUCAGGAGCUCCACCAGCCUGGCCAGACAGCAAGGGACAGAGCAGAGACUGCCGCUGUCAGCACCAGCAUGUCUUACAGCGUGACCCUGACCGGGCCCGGGCCCUGGGGCUUCCGUCUCCAGGGAGGCAAGGACUUCAACAUGCCUCUCACUAUCUCCCGGAUCACACCGGGGAGCAAGGCCGCCCAGUCCCAGCUCAGCCAGGGUGACCUCGUGGUGGCCAUCGAUGGAGUCAACACAGACACCAUGACCCACCUGGAAGCUCAGAACAAGAUCAAGUCUGCUAGCUACAACCUGAGUCUCACGCUGCAGAAGUCAAAACGCCCCAUCCCCAUCUCCACAACAGCACCCCCGGUCCAGUCCCCUCUGCCGGUGAUCCCCCACCAGAAGGACCCCGCUCGGGACAUGAACGGCAGCCCAGCGGCACUCAACCCCAACCCUGAGGCGAGGGCGAGUCUGGGCACCCCGGGCACCCCGGAGCUCAGGCACACCUUUAGCUCCUUCUCCCAGACCUCCGUCUUCUCCUCACACACGGAGGCCUCUGAGCCCGGCCCUCCGCGGGGCAGCCCAGGGGCCAAGACCAGCCUGGAGGGAGCCCUGGACUCACUCAGCCCGAAAGCCCUGCAGGGCUCAAGCCAGCCAAGGCAGUAUAACAACCCCAUUGGCCUGUACUCAGCAGAGACCCUGAGGGAGAUGGCUCAGAUGUAUCAGAUGAGCCUCCGAGGGAAGGCCUCAGGUGCUGGACUCCCAGGAGGGAGCCUUCCUAUUAAAGACCUUGCCGUGGACAGCGCCUCCCCCGUGUACCAGGCCGUGAUUAAGAACCAGAACAAGCCAGAAGACGAGGCUGAGGAGUGGGCCCGGCGCUCCUCCAACCUGCAGUCUCGCUCUUUCCGCAUCUUGGCCCAGAUGACCGGGACAGAAUACAUGCAAGACCCUGAUGAAGAAGCUUUACGACGGUCAAGCACCCCUAUUGCGCAUGCUCCAGUGUGUACCAGCCAGGCCGCCACCCCGCUGCUGCCCGCUUCCGCCCAGCCGCCUGCUGCUGCCCCUCCCGGGGCCGCCUCGCCACCCCUGAGUGCAGCCACUGCCCAUGCUGCCACCGCCUCUGCCACAGCCCCUGCCUCAAGCCCUGCGGACAGUCCAAGGCCCCAGGCCUCUGCCUACAGUCCCGCCAAGGCGACCUCUCCAGCACCUGCCACUCAUACAUACAAUGAGGCUUCAGCUGCCCCUGCGCCCAAGCCCCGGGUUGUCACCACCGCCAGCAUCCGGCCUUCUGUCUACCAGCCAGUGCCGGUGUCCACGUACAGCCCAUCCCCAGGGGCCAAUUAUAGUCCAGCUCCCUACACCCCCUCGCCUGCCCCCACCUACUCCCCUUCCCCGGCUCCAAGCUACACCCCCUCACCAGCCCCAAGCUAUAACCCUGCCCCCUCAGCGGCCUACAGCGGGGGCCCUGUGGAGUCUGCCAGCCGUCCCCCAUGGGUGUCAGAUGACAGCUUCUCUCAGAAGUUUGCCCCUGGCAAGAGUACCACCUCCAUCAGCAAGCAAACCCUGCCCCGAGGGACCCCUGCCUACACCCCUGCGGGGCCCCAAGUGUCUCCCCUGGCCAGGGGCAUCGUUCAGCGGGCUGAGCGUUUCCCAGCCAGCAGCCGGACUCCGCUCUGUGGCCACUGUAAUAACGUCAUCAGGGGCCCCUUUCUGGUAGCCAUGGGCCGUUCCUGGCACCCAGAAGAGUUCAACUGUGCCUACUGCAAGACCUCCCUGGCGGACGUGUGCUUCGUAGAGGAACAGAACAAUGUGUACUGCGAGCGCUGUUACGAGCAGUUCUUUGCCCCAAUCUGUGCCAAGUGCAACACCAAAAUCAUGGGGGAAGUGAUGCAUGCGCUGAAACAGACAUGGCAUACCACCUGUUUCGUCUGCGCAGCUUGCAAAAAACCCUUCGGGAACAGCCUCUUCCACAUGGAAGACGGGGAGCCCUACUGUGAGAAAGACUAUGUCAAUCUGUUCAGCACCAAGUGUCAUGGCUGUGAUUUCCCCGUGGAGGCCGGUGACAAGUUUAUUGAAGCCCUGGGACACACCUGGCAUGACACCUGCUUCAUCUGCGCAGUCUGCCACGUGAAUCUGGAGGGGCAGCCUUUCUACUCCAAGAAGGACAGACCCCUGUGCAAGAAGCACGCACACGCCAUCAACGUGUAGGGAGCCCGGAGCGUCUGAUGCGGACAGGCCGGGAGCCGCUCCUGCCGCUGGCAACAAAGGAUUCAAGGAGGCUGAUGUUUCUUUUGGGGGAAAGGGGGAAAGACAGGAAGCUACUGAGCCCUUUUGAAGUAUAAUUUUAGUCCUUCCUUCUGCACACAGAUCGUGUAUUUGCAUAGUUCAGACUAGAAGCCAAAUGAAGAUUCCUCAACCAAGCUAGUAAUUAAUCCAAGGCUGGAGUGGUAAUUCAAAUGUUCAGAACAGAAUUCCAAGAACUCCAAAGUGAAAAACAAAAAAAGUCAUGUUCUCGAAGUGACACCCUUCCCUGAGGUCACCAGAGCAGGGACAGAGCUCAGGGUGCUGUUGGAGACUCUGGAGCAUGCUGUGGAGUUCUCUAGAGCUUGUCUGGCAAGCAGACCCAAGUGCCAAACAGUACUCACUGUGGGGUAUUUUUAGAGCCAUAGCUGAGGGCUUGUUAGCUGAGACCGAUUGGGCUUUCCUCGCCAAAAAAGGAAGUGUUAUUCCGUUACUAGCGUCACGGAGCCACCUCUGCGCAUCAGACUUCAGACCUGGAACAGAGUUGAGCGUUCCGAGGGAGUCCAGGCGUCUAGGAGGUGCCUUCUGGGAGCCGCGGGGCGGUUGACAGGGCUUUAGGAAGGGCUCUGGCUCACGUCUAAGACAUCCUAUGUCCCCAGAAGGUUGAGCUCCUUUUUGAAUUGUGAUGGGAAAGUGGAAUUGGGUUUUUCCAGUUUUGCUUUGCUGUGUGUGAAAGGAGAUUUUAAAGCGACUCUGGGUUGCGUCUAGCCUUUGUUUUGCUUUAUGAAGUUCGUGAGCAUGAAUGUCCAGGCUUAUGCAUGUUUUUCUCUCCCAAUCCUGGGACGGCUCACUUAUGAAGUCUUCCUCAGCACCCCUUCCCCCAACAGGCGUGAUGACCUGUGGACAAGAAGAGAGAGACGGUGUCUGAAACAGGAUGGCAGACUAGGCUGGGAAUAUGCCCGAACUCUGCAUGGGGAGAGGAGCCUUACUUUCUGCCAGCCUCAGUAAGAAUGCCAGUGUUGGCAGCACCUCCCACCUCAGACCUGCACCAAGCUUCUCAAGGGUUCCUUUCAAUGCAGUGCACUGAUUACGUGCCGUGGUGUCAACUGUUGGGAGGAGAAGAGGGACUGAUAUGGUACUCAUUUGCCAUUCAGGCCCAUAGUUUGACAAUGGAUGAGCUGAGUUGAUCUAGAACUUGUUUAAGUACUUAUUGAAAUAGUCUUGGGUCUUCAAACUUCUUUGAACAUUAGUGAUAAUUUGAGUUAAGUAAGCAUUUUCAAGAUGUUAGGUGACAAAGAGAGAAGCUUAGUUUCUGAGCCUGGAAAUGGUACAUUCUCUUUCCCUUCAGGAAGCACUGUUAUUAUGCUCAUGGAACAAGGCAUGGAAGCAGGCAGUCUGAGGGGGAGUUUUUCACUUGAACACAAUAGUUAGGCACUCUGCCAACUCACUGCUACUCUCUCCUCACUCCUGUUUUGGAUUUUUCUCUUUGCAUGUUUUACGAGAAUACAUUAGAACAUUUUUUUUCUUCUGAGAACUGAGGCUUCCAGGGGACUGUCUUUCUCCCUGAGUGUGUUCCUUCUCCGUGAGGGAGAAGGAAGCAGCAGGAUGCGGCCCUAGCAGGAGGCCCGUGUUUUUUUUCCAAGGGUGAAGCUGUGUCUCGUACAUAAUUGUGCUCUUGCCACCGGGCCCUUCUUUACCUGUGGUGCAGUAAGAAGGUGAAUCUAAAGUACCAGACAGUAGAAUCUGCUGGGAGUGACUGGAGAUUUUUCAGGAGUUGCAAACAAGUACCUUGGAGCAUUCUGUUAUUUUUGGAAAGUUCAAAUAUAUAGGGAUAAGGAGGUUGUUGGUUGUAAAGAAAAGCUCUAGACAGGUUUUUUCUUAAAGCAAAAAUGAAAACAAAAACACGUUUUCAGGGACUGGUCUAGAGGAAAGGAAAAACAGUUCCCAAGGGUUAAGUUUCCAAAAAUAUCUUUUAAAAGGAGUUAGGCGCAAAUGGACGCACACAUGCCCGUGCAAUCAUUAAAAAAGUACAUGAUCAUUAAAAAGAAAAGUGAAGCAUCUCGAAGAAGGACUUCAUCAUGGUCAUUUACUGAAUCUGUUUUUCUACAUCUCAGAGAGAGUGAGUGUCGAUUCUGAGGGACUCUUUAAUUUACCGAAACACACACACAAAAACCAUUUUAAAGGUAGUAGGAGAAGAGGAUAGUUUUGAAUAUGGGGUUCCCUCGGUGUUUGCAAGUUUGGCGUAGCUUUGAGGAUAAGGUUGUAUCUAUUUCAAGUUAACAUCAGGACUAUCCGAGGACACCAAACAAUUUCUAAUAGUUCCUGGUGGGGAGUACACUUUGGAUCUAUAGUUCUGGUGUCCUCAUUUUUGACGUUUAUUUAACACUUAUAAACACUUAUAAACUUUUUGCAAUGGAGUGAUUUAUGUCUGCAGUGUUUGUGUUAGGAAUCUAGCUUUUAUAAUGUUAGCUUUUCAACUCAGGUACUUUUGCUUUGGGAUUUUUUUUUUUUCAAGAUUUCAAAAGUGGAAAGUAGUGUGAUAGAGUGUGCACAAAAAUAUUUUGCAUGUUUGUUUGGUUUGGGUUUUUUUUUUUUUUUGCCCGUGUGAAUUCUACUUUUUAGCCCAAUAAAACCUAAAAAAGGAUGAGCAAAUACA
This is a messenger RNA of Lutra lutra (Eurasian river otter), 4964 nucleotides long. It is a transcript of the gene LDB3, whose product is annotated as LIM domain binding 3. Gene Ontology annotation, biological process: heart development; muscle structure development; actin cytoskeleton organization. The record is from RefSeq and is a predicted model, not a curated record. Lineage: Eukaryota; Metazoa; Chordata; Mammalia; Carnivora; Mustelidae. The coding region runs from base 152 to 2275 and encodes 707 amino acids. Gene Ontology annotation, molecular function: muscle alpha-actinin binding; actin binding. Gene Ontology annotation, cellular component: stress fiber; adherens junction; filamentous actin. The transcript is spliced from 14 exons.